AAAGAAAACCAAAAUGGUCCACAACCCCAUUUUCUUCUGUCACUAGCAGACCCAACCACUAGGCUUUUUCUGCGGAAGUUGAGAAUUUCUAAGAUUCUCUUCUCUUCUGUUUUUCUAUGUAACAAAAAAAAAAACAACACUCUUUUUCAUUUGUACCAUACACUUUCAUCAGAAAAACAAUGGCAAUUGUCAUCUUUCACAACAAAAUUAUUCUCUUUUCUUUAUUUUCUGUUCUGUUCUUCACCUUCUGUUCUUCCCAUAUCAUACCCAAAUUUCCUUCUUCAUUGAUUCGUCCAGAACAACAACUAAACUCUGGUUCUGCCAAAAAUGGACUUUACAAAACAAAAUACUUCACCCAAAUACUUGAUCAUUUCAAUUAUAACCCUCAAAGUUAUCAUAAAUUUCAACAAAGGUAUCUCAUCAAUGAUACUUAUUGGGGUGGUGCCAAGAAGAAAGCUCCAAUCUUUGUCUACACCGGAAAUGAAGGGAACAUAGAAUGGUUUACAGAAAAUACUGGUUUUAUGUUUGAGAAAGCACCUUAUUUCAAUGCUCUUUUGGUUUUUAUUGAGCAUAGAUUUUAUGGAAAAUCAUUGCCAUUUGGAGGGAACAAGAAAGUUGCAUAUGCAAAUAGUAGCACACUUGGAUAUCUGAGUUCUACACAGGCAUUAGCUGAUUAUGCAACUCUCAUCAUUGAUUUGAAGAAGAAUUUGUCAGCUACUGAAUCCCCUGUUGUUGUGUUUGGAGGAUCCUAUGGAGGAAUGUUGGCUGCUUGGUUUAGAAUAAAGUAUCCACACGUUGCAAUUGGAGCUUUAGCAUCAUCAGCUCCAAUUCUUCAUUUCAUGGAUUUGGUUUCACCAUAUGUCUUCAGCAAUACUGUCACACAAGACUUCAGGAGUGAGAGUGAGAAUUGUUACAAAGUGAUAAAAGGGUCAUGGAAGCUUAUAGAAGAAACAGCCAAAAAACAUGGAGGAUUGGAAUUACUAAGGAAAUCAUUCAGAAUAUGCAACAAUUAUAUGGAUGCAAAUGCUUUGGAAGGUUGGCUUCAAACUGCUUGGAUUUAUACAGCAAUGACAGAUUAUCCAACACCAACCAAUUUCCUUAAUCCCUUGCCAGCAUAUCCUGUGAGAAAGAUGUGCGAGGCAAUUGAUAGGUCAGUGACAGAAAAACAUAGUAGGAGUACAUUUGACAAGUUGUAUAGUGCUGCAAAUAUCUACUACAACUAUAGUGGUACAUCUAAGUGUUUCGAUUUAAAUGAUAAUUCCGAUCCUCAUGAUCUUGGAGGAUGGCAAUGGCAGGCUUGUACUGAGAUGAUAAUGCCACUAGGUUCAAACAAGGAAAGCAUAUUUCCUGAAUCAAAGUGGUCAUUCAAUGACAGAUCUGCAUCCUGCAAAUUUUUCUACAACGUACUGCCAAGGCCCAACUGGAUUACAUCAGAAUUUGGCGGCCAUGAUAUUGAGUUAGUUCUCAAAAGAUCUUCUGGUAACAUCAUAUUUUUCAAUGGUUUAAGAGACCCUUGGAGUGGUGGAGGAGUGUUGAAGAAUAUAUCCAAAACUAUAAUUGCUAUAGUUGCAAAAGAAGGAGCUCAUCAUGUGGAUCUAAGAUACUCAACUAAGGAAGAUCCAAAGUGGCUUAAAGAUAUAAGGAAACAAGAGGUAAAGAUUAUAGAAAGUUGGAUAUCCCAAUACCAUCAAGACUUGGAUACAUCCUAUAGUGUGAAUUAAAAGAAAAUGUUAUUGUGUUUAACCCUUGAUGACACUAUGGUUGUGAAUUGUGAAAUGAAACAAUAAAAUAAAUUAUUACCAGAAA
Trifolium pratense (red clover) is the source of this 1806-nucleotide messenger RNA. Its product is annotated as lysosomal Pro-X carboxypeptidase-like. Bases 180 to 1721 code for a protein of 513 amino acids. The transcript has 10 exons. Lineage: Eukaryota; Viridiplantae; Streptophyta; Magnoliopsida; Fabales; Fabaceae. Gene Ontology annotation, molecular function: dipeptidyl-peptidase activity; serine-type exopeptidase activity. The record is from RefSeq and is a predicted model, not a curated record. Gene Ontology annotation, biological process: proteolysis.